CAGACACUGGCGGUGGCAGAUGCCAGGGAAUCUCACAGGUGGUUGCUCCGGGAUCACGCCGCCGCUGCGAGAGCUGUCCCCUCCAUGCGUUUAUAAACACACGGCCCGCGCGCUACCAGCGUUGAUUUCCCUGCACGAUCGUCCCGCCUCUCGCCCCCACCUUGUCCCUGUCGUCGCACCAACAGAGGAUGGCGCUGAACACCUACGCCGUCGUCGGGCUUUCGCUUAGUCUGCUGUGGACGCUGCAGAAGUUUAUAGAGUUCAGACGGGCGGUGAAUAGCAUCGGGGGACUGCCCGGAUACAGAACGCUCUUGAGCGGCGCGAGCUUUUUGGGAAACUUUUUGCCGAAGAUUGACGGCGUGACGCCCGGCCGGGGUCGCAACUGGAUCGCCAAGCACGACGAUGCCGAGGUGUUCGGAUGGGACGUCUACUCAAACGUGUCCGUAUGGCCGAAGACGAAGGCGAUGUUGCUCCUCGCUGACCCUGCGGUCAUCAAGGAGGUAACCAGCGCUCGCUCGCGCUUUCCCAAGCCGGUGCAGCAGUACCGCGUCCUCACCUUCUUUGGCAAGAACAUCGUCGCGUCAGAGUUUGACGACUGGAAGCGGUACAGGAAGGUCGCCGCCCCCAGCUUUUCAGAGCGGAACAACAAACUGGUGUGGGACGAGACGGUGCGGAUCAUGCUGGACAUGUUCGACAACGUCUGGAAGGACAAGCCGGAGAUCGUCGUCGACCACGCGGUCGAUAUCACCCUGCCCAUUGCGCUGUUCGUGAUCGGCGUAGCGGGCUUCGGGCGGCGCAUCUCGUGGAACGAUGACCUGGUCGUCCCGCCGGGUCACGAGAUGACGUUCAAAGACGCGCUGCACGUCGUCUCGACCGACGUCUUCGUCCGGCUGAUCGUUCCCGAGCGGGCGAUGGGCCUCACCAAGCGGCUGCGGAACGUCCGGCUCGCGUUCAAGGAGCUUGAGCAAUACAUGUCGGAGAUGAUCAGUGCGCGUCGGACGGCGGAGAAGAAGGAGGAGCGGUACGAUCUGUUCAGCUCGUUGCUCGACGCGAGCGACGAUGUCGCCGCGGACAGCGCCAACACGCUCUCGGAUUCGGAGCUGCGCGGGAAUAUCUUUAUUUUCAUGCUCGCCGGACACGAGACGACGGCGCAUACGCUGUGUUUCGCGUUUGGCUUGCUGGCGCUAUACCCAGAAUGGCAGGAGAAGCUGUAUCAGCACAUCAAGAGCGUGAUCCCGGACGACCGGCUCCCUACAUACGAAGAGAUGAACCUACUUACCCACUCCAUGGCGGUGUUCUACGAGACGCUGCGGAUGUACCCGCCCGUGAAUGGCGUGCCGAAGUACAGCGCGGAGGACACGACUCUGACGACGACGAACGAGGCCGGCGAGAAGCGGACGAUCCCCGUGCCCGCCGGCACGGGCCUGCUGAUCAACGUCCCCGGGUUGCACUACAACCCCCGGUACUGGAAGGACCCGCACACCUUCAACCCCUCGCGGUUCUUGGACGCGGAUUGGCCGCGCGACGCGUUCUUGCCUUUCAGCGCAGGCGCCCGGGCAUGCAUCGGCCGGCGGUUCUUCGAGACGGAGGGCAUCGCGAUCCUGAGCAUGAUGAUCUCCCGGUACCGGAUCGAGAUCAAGGAGGAGCCGCAGUUUGCGCACGAGACGUUCGAGGAGCGCAAGGCGCGCGUGCUCGCCAGCAAGCCCGGACUUACGAUGACCCCCAUCCGCAUGCCGCUCGUGUUCAAGAGGCGGUGAUUAAGGAUGUGAAGGGGUCUGGCUUCCGUCCUCCUGCCGCCACUCGUUUCGGAUGUAUGUGUCGUUUUUUGAGUAAACUGGUUGUUGUUAGCUUGCAGCAGUAAUGGCCUUGAGGCGUUGCGCACGGUCAUGUCGUUUUUUUGACGUCCUUGCUCGCAGUUCCGACCAUCGUACCCGCGCAGUAUGAGACGCGGCGUUCGAGGAGGAGGGAAACGUUAUCCACCCCGCUUCGCGCUCCCACGCUCCC
Messenger RNA from Punctularia strigosozonata HHB-11173 SS5, 2004 nucleotides. RefSeq names its product cytochrome P450. NCBI's taxonomy places the organism in Eukaryota, Fungi, Basidiomycota, Agaricomycetes, Corticiales, Punctulariaceae. The record is from RefSeq and is a predicted model, not a curated record. Gene Ontology annotation, molecular function: oxidoreductase activity, acting on paired donors, with incorporation or reduction of molecular oxygen; heme binding; monooxygenase activity. The transcript has 17 exons. Bases 189 to 1757 code for a protein of 522 amino acids.